Spodoptera exigua (beet armyworm) is the source of this 7049-nucleotide messenger RNA. The record is from the annotation of a GenBank genome assembly. Lineage: Eukaryota; Metazoa; Arthropoda; Insecta; Lepidoptera; Noctuidae.
CGUCCCCCCACUCAGCGCGCGUCCGAAUUUUCUGCAUUCGGCCGGCGUGAAGAGUUUUCGGCGGUCGCAUUCGCGAGCGAGGCUCCCCACGGCUAGGAGCGAAGCGCGCACCGACAUACACGGGCUACGGACGGAGCGGCGCGAGCGCAAACGCGCCAUGCAAUAUGCGGAAGUGAUCGCGACCACGACCGAACGGUGCUAAACUAAACGAGUGUAACUCAAGUGUAGUGAACGCACAUUCAGUGAUACAAACUAUGGUAUUUGUGCAUAGCUCGAUAGAGAUCUAAUGGUUUUCUAAUAACGAAACAAGGACUGUGGACUUUGCGACAUGGAAUCAAGGGCAGGAAUAAGAGGCGGCCCGGGUAUGGACUCCCAGCAGCAACAGUACUGCCUAAAAUGGAACAGCUUCGGUUCAAACCUGGCCACUUCGUUUGCGAAUUUGUGGAAUUCAGAGAGCCUCGCCGAUGUCACUCUGUAUUGCGAAGGUCGCCAAUUCAAAGCUCAUAAGGUGAUCCUUGCAGCAUGCAGCAAACAUUUCCAAGAGUUAUUUGACUCAGCACCCCCAAGUCAUGUGGGCGCGUGCUACGUCAUUCUGGAAGCCACUACGGCUGAGAACAUGCAGGCUCUCCUCGAGUUCAUGUACAAAGGAGAGGUGCAUGUCAGUCAGGAUGCGCUUUCUAGCUUCCUCAAGAGUGGAGAGAAUUUGCAGGUCAAAGGCCUGUCGAUGGAGAUGUCUCAGGAUGCUUGGGUCAAGCAACAGACCCAGCAGAACUCUGGAGACCGCCAUCAGACUCGCAUAAAGACCAGUCCGGUGUCAGGGUCAGGCAACUGUGAGGUGCAGGAGUCAGCUGCUCCCUCCUCACACACAGCCACGUUUGCUCCGAUCAUGCCGCAGUAUGGUAUGCCGAUUCAUGGCAGCGGCACAAUGGGGCGGUAUGCCCCGCCGGCGCACUUGCCUAUCCACGCUGGUGGACACCGCAGACCAGCGCCACCCAAGCCGUCUCCGUCUCAAAGCCCACACGCAAGAAAUUACAGGCAAAGUUCAUCUUCUUCGCACUGCGGCAGCGUCGCUGACGAGCCCGAUACUCGUUCCUCGCCCGGCGCUGGUGCGCGCUACGAAGAGAACCCGCCUGACUGCACAUCGACCCACGGCAACCCCAUCAAGAACAACGGAUACGAACGCAGCGCUUCGGCCAACGACGACAUGCCUGAACGCUUAAACAAUGACCAAGGUGCUGAAGAUUUACGGAUAAAGAGUGAGAAUGACUACCAGCCGCCAGGAUUUAACAACUCUCCGCCACCGGCGACAUCGCUACCGAAUGCUAACUAUCACGAUAAGCCCAUGGAGACGUCGCCAGUGCCGCCCAAACCAUGCCCCGAUACCUGGCCCACCAAACUGCUCACAAGCAAGUCUGGUGGAAUCGCUACUGCUGACGGUAAAAAGCUGAAAUGCCCAUAUUGCGAGAGACUUUACGGAUACGAGACGAAUCUGCGCGCCCACAUCAGGCAACGGCACCAGGGCAUCCGGGUGCCGUGCCCCCACUGCUCGCGUACCUUCACACGCAACAACACCGUGCGGCGCCACAUUGCACGCGAGCAUCGCCAUCAGGUCACCCCUCACCUCCCCAACCAAGGCCCCCUCCAUAACCAUACGCAGUAAGAACCCACGAAGUUUUGUUCUCAAUCUUAUUUCAACCGAACUACCUCUGCUAUUUAGGACCGGCCCGGACGACUGUUUUAUCUACCUCUGAAUGCGUUACCAUAAACUGACGGCUAACGAUUGGAUUACGAAGACGGUAUCUAUGUUAUCAACUCAUGGUCGGCCGAGCCGUGUCUCAAACUGUGUAUAACACGCGUACAAUAAUAUACCUCGUUGAUGCAUAUUAUGUAAUCAGUAUCUACCUCAGAAUUUGAUCUUAAGAUUUUUUAAGGUUUUGAAAUUGUGCGAUAAUUGUUACUUAAUUUAAUAUUCAUGUGUGACUUUGAAUGGUUGCUCAGUACUCGUCUCUGUCUGGUACAUGUUUGUAAAAUGUCGUACCCUUUAUUGCACCCUCAUUUCGUUUAAGUACCUUUAAUAUUGUUUUGCAAACUUUAGUAAUAUGUCCAGUUGACUGUGAGAAGAAGUUACCUUUUGUAGACGAUUUAUUUUGUGCUCUCGGUCGAGUUAUGACAUAGCUUAUAUGAAAUACCUGAGCUAGGGAAUCUUAGAAAUGUUGUUGAGACUGAUGGUCAUAGGCUAAGUGUAUGUAAAUAAUAGGAGAAUGUUGUAAACCGCCUUGGCCUAGGUUGAAACACGCGUAUACCGACAUUCUGUGGCAAAACUACCUCUGUUUUACAUUUAUUUUUAUUUUAUUAAUUACACUUACAUAAUGACAAUAGACUAGAUAAAUAUGAUUUUAGUUACGCAAUCAACAUAUCUGUGAUACAAUAGGAAGCAGGCUGUAUAGUUUAUUUUUUCACAUUUGCCACACUGUCGAUAAGGAAAUAUAACGGGAAAAAGUGCGAAAAAAUACGGAAAAGUAGAGGUUCAGCAGUUUUUUACUGUACAGUGAAUGAGGAACGGUUUUAGUUUUGUACAAAGUACAAUUUUGCCCUAGAUACAUAAGUAGUUAGGUAAAAACGUGUUAUUAAAAAAAUUGCAUGUAAGGUUCGAUGCAUGAAUGUGUAAAGCAAAUCCAUCAGUGUCGUCGGCAACAGGCUCGCCUGGGCGGAUGUUACUAUUGAGACCAAAUAAUUAUAUGUUUCAAUGGGAUGGUGUCGAUUUUAACAUUCCGUUAUAUAAAGAUUUUUUCGUCUUAGUGCAUUUAUAUGAAGGCCACUUACUACUUUUAUAUUCCUAGUCAUUUCAAGUGCAACCAGUUGAGAUUUUUUUAAAGAAAAUAAUUAUUUAAAUGAUAAAUGUAGGGGCGUCCGUCGGUGGCAUUGUAUUAUAUUUUGUUGAGUUGCCGCCGGCGGCGCCCGAGUGUAAUACUUCAUAUGUUUACAUUCGGCUGCAAUAAAUAGUUUAGUUACAUAAAGCAGAUGGUACAGUGCCAAAUAUCCUCAAGUUUAAGUUCACAUCGUAUUAUUUAUUUUAUUUUUUGUUAAGUGUGAAUGUAGCGACUGUGUGUAUUAUUCCUGAUAUUUAGGAAUAAGUUGCAUUCAUAUUUAUUAUUAUAUUUAUAUUUUAGGAUACACGUUUUAUUGAAUAUAUUUAUAACGAGAAUGAUUUAUAAAGGCUCAGUGACUUUUUUUUAAAUAUUUAGUUUCUGUUGUUUAGUACCAUUUGUAAGACUGCGUUUUAGUUCUCUUUGGAUGGUUACCUCGUUUUUGUUAUGAAAUACAAAAAAAGUUCUAUUCAUAUAUUAACAAAUUGUAUCUGUGUGUCAUAAUAUAAUGAGAAUAUAUAUUUAUUUGAAAUAGAUAGUAUAAAUGUGCAAGUGGAAUACAUAGAAUUAGUAGUUACAUUUGUUAGCGAAAUAUUUAAAUAGAAAAUUUUAUCCGUUACCGUAGUUCUACCACUUUUCAAUAAUUAAUGUUGUUUGAUAUAUGAAUAGAAUUGAUUUUACUAGUAGUAUCAAUAGACCGAAUAGAAGCUAUAUAUACAGUGGAUAUCAGAAUAUUUUUAUAUCCGAAUAGACAGGCUAUUUUUAAAUCUAUUUGUACACUAUACUAAAUGAUAUUUAUAUUGAAAAUCUCUAUUUCUUAAUAGUAAAGAAUUUCGCCAAAUACAUUAAGAGUAAAUCUGUAUUGAUUUCUGUAUCAUUCAAAGUUGGGUCAUGGAAAGGUAGUAGAAGUGGCAAGAGUUCACAGGCUUCGCUUAUUUUUUAAAUAAAAUUAUGUUAAGAAAAAUGAAAUACAAUAAAAAUAUUAUUUUGAUUUGACUAAUGACAAACGGAUUGACGUAUAAAUUUCUCAGACGGGCAUUGUGAAUGAGCGAGUGUAUAUCUGAUGUGGUUCCGAAAUAAAAAUAAAAAUAUUUUUAUUAAAAUCCAAAAAAAUAUGAAUAAUUGUUUGAGGGAAGGGCCCGGGGGAACAAAUGUCGAUUUUUUGGAAAAUUAUCGCACAGAUGAAUACUUGUUGCUUUAUUUUUUUGUCUGUGACCUCUCUUGGACUUGGUAGGGUGGUGUUGAACCGAUUAGUUUAAGUUGCAUGCUCUGCAGCGCGAAGUGUCACUGUGCCGCAACCUUAUAGGACAAUGAUCUAUAACGUAUUUUUGCUCUGUUGCGUUGAACAUCCACGAACGCAGUGCCUUCAGUAACAUCUAGGUGGAAGCGGUCUAUAGGAGAAUUGGAGUGAACCACAUACUUAUACUUUACGUUGACCGAAUCCUUUGUAACUAUUGUAUAAAAAUUAUUAUCUUUCAUUUAAUUAUCGGCAUUCUUUAUUAAGCGUAUUAUUGUUAAGAACAUGUUCUUUUUUGCUACUUCAAUUGCAAAUUGUUAACAUUUGUGUUUAUUAUUAUUAUUGAUGAGGAAAAAUAUUGUUCUAUUUUUGUCUUUUCGUUUUUAUUUUCUCUUAUGAAUUCAAAAUUCAUAGUUGUGAUUUCUUUUGACAUUUAAUGUUUUUUGUGAUACGUAAAAGAGAAUUGCAUUAAUGCAUCACGUUUUUUUAGCUUUUUUCGUUUAAGUAAAAGGAGGGAUUAUGAGUAUGUGUAUGGACGGUUGCUAAUGUUAGCGGUGGGCACAAGGGGCUCGUUAUUUUGAAAUCAAUAAUUGGAUUUGCUUCUUUCUAAAUUUAUAAGGUACAAAACUUAGAUUACAUUAACAUCACAUGUCAAUUUUGAUUCUGAAACAUGUUUGUGUGGUCCCGGAAUAUUGUUUGUUAUAAUAUUAUUAUAAUUUAAUUUCAAGUGAUUAUUGUACAAAAUUCAGUAUACAUAUGGGAUAUUGGAUAACACGUCUAAAUUAAGUUGUCGCAUUGUUAAAGCUAAUUAGUGGACAGUUUACUAGUGGUCCCUAAAUAGUUGUAAUGUUAUAUUUGAUGUGAUAGGAAAUUUCACAUUUAGUCGGUGUAUUGCAAUCCCUUUUUCAUUGGACUUGGCCGAUCUCCCUCAUUCAUGUGACUGUAGCUCUGGUUAGAAGGUAAUGGUUUAGAGAAGGUGCCUCAUGAGGAUCCCACGGCGUGUGUAUAACACAGAUCACAGCCGUGAGAUCUUUAUGGGCUCAGUAAUAAGGUUGGAUCCAACAAUGCGCCAUACAACAGCUUCAAGCGAGCGAUGCAUAAGAUAUAGUUUUGAGUCAAAUUUGAGUGUAAUAUUGUUAAUUAUAACUUGAGUUGCUUGCUGUGAGGCAUUAUUGCUGGAUCAAAUUUGCAUUUAAGUUUAAGCACAUCAUUUGGUUCCGUUUUGAGUUUUGUAUGUAGGAUUUAUUUUUUAGUUUACUAUUAGUUUUUUUCUCUUUUGUGUACAUAAAGUCGCGAGAUGUCGUGAUGGUAAAGCCAAAGAUUGUUACGGGUAUGGUGACCCUCUGCCGUCACAUGGGCUGUGUAGUGACCUUACAUUCAGGCCUCGGCCUCGGCCCCAUCCAGCGCCGAAUACUUGUACAUAACAAAUCAAGUAUAACUUUGAAUGUAAUUUUCUACAUAGCCUCCUAGUUAUAAUAUGUACGUUUAUCUACCUCGAGGAUGUAAUUUAGUUCGUAAGUAAGCUUUUAAGUAGAUUUUUUAUAUGAUGGAAAAUAUAAGAUGUUAGAUUUUAAGAGUUAUGUCGAAAAUUAAAAAAAAAACGUAAUAAUAAUAAAAUUUAAAGUACAAAUAUACUACCUCGGGAUUCAACUAUAGUCAUUGUCAAAUUCUAUAACUCCCACAGAUGUAUUUUAUGAUAUAUAAAUUAAUGUUAUAAAUCUUGUCACUAUAUUUCUAAAUAAUUGUUCUUGAUAAAUGCUGGUUAAAUACAUUUUUGGAAUUUAUGAAAAUAGUUUUAAAAAUGUAAAUAAGGAUGGAAUUCAGUUGGAAUGCUAUCGAUGAUAAUAUGUACGCGUUUAUUUGAAUCUCUGCAAGGUAGUCAGUGCUCUCAACUCAGUGUCAUGCUCAAACGAGGAUUAUACAUCGAGUGAGUGUCAGCGACUCUGCGAGCUCGGGACGAGCUGGGUUGACGGUCUAAGUUAGUGUGUAAGUGUUAAUUAGGCUAGUUGUAAUAAUCUCAUUGAUGUACCUCAUUUGUAAGCACAACACUUGCGGGGGAUCGGUCACACGUCAAUACCAACGUAAUCUAAUUGUACCUUCCUUCACUCUCCGGAGUAUAAAUUUUUAUUCGUAAUUUUUAUUAUUAUUAAUUUUCCCAGUUACUUUUUUUGUGUUUCAUAGAUGUUACUAUGUUUUAAGGAGACGAAAGAAUAAAAAUGGAGAAAUUAUUGUUUGUUAGGUUUCUGCGAAUUAAAAAAAUGUAACAAAAUUAUUAUUUUGUUUUUUAUUUUUUGUUGGUUUAUGUUUUUUAUUUCCUUUAUUUUAAUAUUGUUUUCCAGUUUGUUUCACUUCGACAAGUUACACCCGUCCAUCGUGUUUAAUGUUUAUUAUACUAUAUUUAAGUACAUUAUUUAAGGAAUUGACAUUUAAGUACCUAAUAUUCAUAAAUAGUUGCACUUAACUGGACAGGAAAUAUUUAAGUACUCAUUGGAUGUUUUUAUAUUUUAAGGGUGCACUAUAUUGAUCACGGGUGUACCUCGGGAUCUCUACGAAUUUGGUAAAGAAAAAAAAAUGUUCUUUCGCAUUAAAAUAUAAUGUAAGUUGUAAAAUUAUGCUCACUCCCUCACUAGGAUAAAAUCACUUCUCGGACUGAAAGGAAAGGUGAUUGAACUCUAACGCGAUGCUAGGUUUGAGGAAACGAUGUCGAUCAUCCAGUAAUUAUAUUCCAUUUAAUUCACUUUUCAUAAUAUUCUGGCUCUAAUAUAUUGUCAUCUUGCAUUCAGAUUAAUUUUGAUGUUUCAAAUAAAAUGAUUAUAGUCAUUCAUGACUGUAAAUAGAGCAUUAUAUUUCAUAAUUAUGUAUUUAACUUUUUCAUCUCGUUAAGUUGAAUGAGGUCAAUCUCGGUGUCACUUAUAACUAUGUUCUCGGUGUCAUCUUUGUGUAAG